Molecule: messenger RNA, 1997 nt
Organism: Oryzias melastigma (Indian medaka)
Lineage: Eukaryota; Metazoa; Chordata; Actinopteri; Beloniformes; Adrianichthyidae
Product: zinc finger protein 239
Exons: 2
Coding region: 189-1352 (387 amino acids)
Biological process (GO): regulation of transcription by RNA polymerase II; central nervous system development
Cellular component (GO): nucleus
Molecular function (GO): RNA polymerase II cis-regulatory region sequence-specific DNA binding; DNA-binding transcription factor activity, RNA polymerase II-specific
Source: RefSeq, a predicted model, not a curated record
AGCGCAGACUGCUGGAUAUCUGCUGGAAACCACAGAUUCAGCUCCACCACAUAGUCCUCCCCCAGCAUUUGGUGAUAGAAGAGGACAAACUCUGCAACCAGCAGAGGAACUUUAGAGUGGAACAGAAUGAUCCAACAUCUACACAGAUUAAAGAGGAACUGGAAGAACCAGAACUCCUACAGCUUAAAAUGGAGCAGGAAGAACAAGAACCUCCACAGAUUGAAGAAGAACUGGAGGAAUCUGAACCUCCACAAAUUAAAGAGGAGCAAGAACAACUUGAUCUAAAGCAGGAGACUGAUACCUUGAUGGAGAUUCCUACUUGUGAGAGAAAUGAGAGCAGUGAAGCAGAUCUUAACAAUCAGCAAAGCUUUAAUGUAACUGAUAGCCAGAAUGAAGAAUUAAGCCAACAUGAAGAAUCAACAUCAACUACAGAAGAAGAGACAGACCCACAGAACAGAGAUCAGAGAGAGAGAAGAGACAGAAGUCAUGUCCAAAAUGUGGACAACUCUCACAUGUCAGAAAGUCCGUGUGACUCUGAUGUUGGAAAACAUACCAAUGAGACAACUUUGGGUAAGAAAUACAAACAAUUCCAACAAGAAAAUAGUUUUUCCUCUGUAAAGCCUAGUGAAGGGAUUAUAAUUGCAAACAGUACGUCCCUCCACACGAGAACCGAGUCUGAUAAAGGACCUCAUGUCUGUGAGGAAUGUAAUAAUCAUUUUAGUUCUGAAUCUAGGCUCAGAAUUCACAUCAGAAAACAUACAGGAGAGAAGCCUUUUUUGUGUGAAGAAUGUGGUAAACCAUUCAGUCAUACGUCUGAUUUGAAAAAACACAUGACAACUCAUACAGGAGGGAAGCCUUUUUCGUGUAAGGAAUGUAAUAAAACUUUUAGUCUAAAAUGUAAUCUCAAAGUACACAUGAGAACUCAUACGGGCGAAAAACCUUUUUUGUGUAAGGAAUGUGAUAAAAGUUUUAGCCAAAUAUCUAAUCUCAAAAGACACAAGAUAACUCAUACAGGAGAGAAGCCUUUUUUAUGCAAAGAAUGUGAUAAAAGUUUUAGUCAAAUAUAUGACUUCAAGAAACACAUGAGGACUCAUACAGGAGAAAAGCCUUUUUUGUGUAAAGAAUGUGACAAAGGUUUUAGCCAACUAUCUAAUCUCAAAAGACACAAGAGAACUCAUACAGGAGAAAGGCCUUUUUCAUGCAAAGAAUGUGAUAAAAGGUUUAGUACAUUAUAUAACUUAAGGAAACACAUGAGAACUCAUUCAGGAGAGAAGCAUUUUUCGUGUAAAGAAUGCUAUAAAAAGUUUAAUAAUACAACUGAUCUCAAAAGACACAUGAGAACUCAUACAUGAGAAAAGCCUUUUUCAUGUAAAGAAUGUGAUAAAAGUUUUAGUCAAAUAUCUGACCUCAAAAGACACAUGAGAACUCAUACAUGAGAGAAGCCUUUUUCUAGACAAAAAUUGUAACUGAGAAUGCAGUAAAUAUUUUUUGCAUUUUGAAAAAAGAAGGAAAACUUAGAGCACAUGACUCAUAAAGAAAAGACAACAAUGGUUUAAAUGGAAAGGUUCAAAUAUUGUAAUUUUAUUUAAAAGGUAUUAAAAGUUUUUCUGAGUCAGAAUUGUAACUUAAAAUGUGAAUAAAGAGUAGGGCUGGCAGCAAUUAUUAUUUUAGUAGUCAAUUAGUCACAUAUUCUCUCUAAUAGUCAUGUGUUAUUGUUAACUUAAUGUUUUGUGUAAUUUUUUUUCAUUUUUUUAUUUAAGUUGACAGUUUUGGCAUUCAGUCCGUGGAGGUUGGUUUCUUGUAUGGCACUGUUAAUGCUCUGUGUAUUGUGCAUUCACAGAAAUUGAUAUUUUACAUGUACAGUUCAUGAAUUUCAAUUUGACCUUAUAAAAGACAGAAUGUUUAAGGGCCUAAGGAAAGCAGUUUGCUAGUACAAAAAAACAUAAUUGACUAUGUCUUUUCACUGGAUGUAUUAAAUUAAAAUGAUAUGUUGUCAA